This is a messenger RNA of Theobroma umbraticum, 2353 nucleotides long. It is a transcript of the gene SAG12, whose product is annotated as senescence-associated gene 12. Gene Ontology annotation, molecular function: cysteine-type peptidase activity. Gene Ontology annotation, biological process: proteolysis. NCBI's taxonomy places the organism in Eukaryota, Viridiplantae, Streptophyta, Magnoliopsida, Malvales, Malvaceae. The record is from RefSeq and is a predicted model, not a curated record.
CAUCAAUAAUUUCUAAGCACUCAUUGCAAGUUCCAUAAUUUCUUUGCUUAUGUUUGCCUGCAUCCUCUUGGUUUAUGGAAGUAACCAAACUUGCACUAUUUAAACUUCAACUUAGUUGUGUUAACUUUUGUUCUUUUUGGAUCUUAUCUUAUCAAUCUUCUUUUGUAGUAACUUCGGAGAGGUAAGUCAGGGGUUGGUACUAAGAGAUGCCUUUUUUCGGACUUUCAAAGCAGAAGAAGACUACACCAUGAAUUGCAAGAUGAGUUUGUGAAUUCUGGCUGCUGUCUUCUUUUCCUGUCAAGAUAAAUUAUUGAUGCAAAUUGAUGGAGUGCCCUGAUUCAUGGAGGUUUCACCUACAAGGGUUACAUACAACUUGAUCAAGGUAUCUGCCAUGAAUCAGGAUGAAGAACCAAAUAGUCCUGGCUGAAGGGGCCACUGCCCUUGAGGUUGGCCAUAAUCUUAGGUCUGGUAAUGCCUUGUCAAACGUAACAGAAUGAAAGCGAAACAACUGCUUUGUUUUGAUAUAUGUUGCUUGUUUAACGCGAUUUCCUCUGCUGUAGACUGUUGCUUCGUCCCUUUGAUGCUUAAUCGCACCUUAUUCUAUCGCCCGUCUCUUCAUUCGACGUCUCCUUAACUUUCGAUCAAGCACGCUAAAGACUAAAUCAGGACAAUUAUAUAUCGGCAACAGAAUUCCAGAUGCAUAAAACUUCUUGGAAGAUUGGUUUUUUCGAUAUUUUUUCAGAUUUCUAUCUUUCAUUUCAUUUUUUUAUUUUACAUCAGGAUAAUACAAUUAAGAUCUGUUACUUGCAUAUGAGGUUUUAAACUUUGAUUAGAUGGAAAAUCUAGCUGUAUUUGACAUAUGACAUAAUUUAUUAGCAGAGAGGUAUCUGGCUUUUUGAGUGUCAUGAUUACCAAAGUUAGUUUUGCAUGUUACCAAUUGUGACUCAUCUGACAGAGUACUGCAUUCCAAUUUUGAGGUCUAAGUCAGAACAUAUUUCAAGGCACGUAGAGUGGGGCUGUGGGAGCAGGUCUUAUCAAGCGCAAUUGAGGUGGGGAUGUAGGGUGAUGAGAAAAGCUUUGUCUAUAAAACCCCCAUAGCUCUUUUGAAGUUGGUAUGCCAAUUGGAAAAAGAUUCACUUUCUAUAAUCCUAGAUAAUCUUAGUUCAAUGGCUGAAAACCUAUGCUUGGCGUUUCUCCUAGUCUUUUCCAUCUGGAAAUCCCUUGCCCUUUGUCGCCCUCUCAAUGAGGAACACAUGCUGAAGAGGCAUGACGAAUGGAUGGCUCUGCACAGCCGCAUCUACGUGGACGCAGCAGAGAAGGAGAAACGCUAUGCAAUAUUUAAGGAAAACGUUGAACGUAUUGUAGCUUUUAAUAAUGGUGUGGAGAGAGGAUACAAGCUAGGUGUAAAUAAAUUUGCAGACUUAACCAAUGAGGAGUUCCGUUCCCUACACACUGGCUUCAAACGCCAGUCCCUCAAAUUGAUGUCCAAUUCAAAAUCCUCAACUUUCCGUUUUGGAAACGUAACCGCUGUGCCAACUGUUGUCGACUGGAGAAGAAAGGGUGCCGUGACCUCUGUCAAGGAUCAAGGCACCUGCGGAUGUUGUUGGGCGUUUUCGGCUGUGGCGGCUAUAGAAGGAUUAACACAACUCAAGAAAGGCAAGUUAAUUUCUUUGUCGGAACAGCAGGUUGUGGACUGUGACAUCAAUGGUGAGGAUGAAGGAUGUGAAGGUGGCCUCAUGGACAACGCCUUUCAGUUCAUCAAAAGCAACCGUGGCCUAACAACUGAAGCCAACUACCCCUACCAAGGGUCAGAAGGAGAGUGCAAAAACAAGUAUGCAACGCCUGCAGCAACCAUAACUGGUUAUGAAGACGUGCCGGCUAACAACGAAAAGGCCCUAUUGCAAGCUGUGGCCAACCAGCCAGUUUCUGUAGCUAUUGAAGGUAGUGGAUGGGCUUUCCAGUUUUACGAGAGCGGGGUCUUCUCUGGGGAGUGUGGCACAUACCUUGACCAUGCGGUCACGGCGAUAGGGUAUGGAACCAGCUCUGAUGGUACCAAGUACUGGAUGGUGAAGAAUUCGUGGGGUACGGACUGGGGUGAGAAAGGGUUCAUGAGGCUCAAGAGGGACGUAACUGCCAAGGAAGGUCUUUGCGGCGUUGCCAUGAAAGCUUCUUACCCAAUUGCAUGAAGAAGAAAGAACUUGGAAUACUGUUAUAUUAAGCUGCAACCUGUCAAUAUCAUGUAAUAUUCAUCAAGUGUAAACUAAUAUAAAUUUGUUUGUUAUGGUUCCUAUGUUUCUUGUACUUUAAGAAUCUGUACAAAAUAUCAGCAAUAAAGUAUUUGUUCAGCUUCCUA